Molecule: messenger RNA, 621 nt
Organism: Sphaeroforma arctica JP610
Lineage: Eukaryota; Ichthyosporea; Ichthyophonida
Exons: 3
Coding region: 74-316 (80 amino acids)
Biological process (GO): negative regulation of ATP-dependent activity
Cellular component (GO): mitochondrion
Molecular function (GO): ATPase inhibitor activity
Source: RefSeq, a predicted model, not a curated record
ACAACACAUACGGAAACACACAGUCAGAAGUACUAUACUGAUCCGUAAUAUAUAUAUUCUUUUAUAUACAACCAUGUUCAAGUCAGCUGGACUAAUGCGAACGGCCGCACGUGCCAUGCCUAUGCGCAGUGCUGGAAGUAUCAAAGAUGCCGGAGGUGCUUUUGCCAAGAAGGGAGCCGCCCAGGAGGGAAAAUACAUGGCUGACGACAACGCUGAGAAAAUCAGGCUACUGAAGGAGGAGAUCCGAAAGCACCCCGAGGAUCACCCCGUCGCCGUAGCGCUACAGAAGGCCGUUAAGGACGCUGAGAAGAAAUAAGCUGCACACACAAUGCACAUGCGUACUCAGACCUAUUCCCAUGCGUGUCUGAGCAAACGCGUGUGUCGUGGGGCUACUACAGCAGCUCACACAUACACCCGUUGCUUGGCUUUGUUCUUGGGGAGUGUGUAUUGUGCGUGGAACUGCGGGGGUUGUCGCUGGUAGAGGGAGGGCCUGUAUUGCACGGAUUGGCUUCCUUGUUCUCAUGUUGUUCGCCGAUGAGUAGGACUAACAAAAUAAAUAAACAGCAAUUGAAGCAUCACUUCGGAUAGGGCAGGUGCGGUCCUAUAUGAUUUGAAGAUGGG